AUUACUACCGUAUGUCAUGAAGGUACGUACUCGUAAAACGCUUGCUUCAUAAAGUGGUUCUUACGAAGUAGAAAACUACAAUAAGGUUGGAGUUUUACGCAAUUACUUCUUACUAAAAAGCACACUUCCGCCCACGGUACGAUUUUCUGUUUCUUGCGCGGAUUGUCGUCCCAACAACAAAACGCCCAAUUUGAAGGAACGGCACACGCAACACCUACAAGGAGCACUCUUGAAUAGAUAAUAAUUGCACCAUGGCGCCUGUAAACUCUGUUCAAGUAUUCGGAAAGUAAGUCUCUUUUGGAUAAAUUCAGUGGUUUCAAACACCAUGUGGAUGAACAAUGGACGUGACGGGGUUGAAGGCUGGGAAGAAUGGCUUCGGAGGAUCGAUUGGUGGAAUGUUGAAUUGGCGCUUUUGGCAACUGUGAUUGUGCCAUGUCACCUUCGGAUGGACGAACGACAACAAUCAUGAGUUAGCCAUGACAAUCAUCUUUCUGAACGUUUCCACCCCAAAACUAUGUGUUUUGGACCAUUUGAUUUUGAAGGAUGUCGUCUGAUGCUGUUGUGAUUUUUCGUCUCUUGCUACUUUUCUUUCUAGGAAAAAGACGGCUACCGCCGUGGCUUUUGCCAAACAGGGACGGGGUCUCAUCAAGGUUAAUGGUCAACCUAUCGAGAACAUCCAACCCCAAAUUAUUGCAAUGAAGGCUUUCGAACCUGUUCUUAUCAUCGGACAAGACAAGUUCUCGAACCUCGAUAUUCGCAUCAGAGUGAAGGGUGGAGGUAUCACUGCUCAGAUCUACGCCAUCCGAGCGGCCAUUGCCAAGUCCAUCGUUGCAUACCACGCCAAGUAUGUUGACGAAUCCUCAAAGAACGAACUGAGAAAGACAAUCCUUGAUUACGAUAGAAGUUUGCUCGUCAGUGAUCCUCGUCGUUGUGAGCCUAAGAAGUACGGUGGACGCAGUGCCCGUGCCCGAUUCCAAAAAUCAUACCGUUAAACUGAUAAUGCUUAAUAUAAACACCCCUCCUUUUCUUCGUUGAAACUCAAUUGACCGAGAACGACGUUUGAUAUCAUCCCGACAUUCACGGCCACUUGGUGCGUUCUCUAAGGAAAAUUUGUACCGGAAUUUAAUCACCUUGGCAGUGUUGUUGGUGCGCGUGACAACUCCCCGCAGUUCCAGCACGGUCUCCAUCCACACAACGAUAGAGGUGGUCUAGGGAUGAAUAGACGCGACAGUUGAGUCGGCCAAUCCUUCUUUUGAUACUCUAGAUAGUACCGAGCUCAACGUAUCCGAUACCAUGGCAACGGCUGCAGGCGUCAAGACUCUAUUGCAUGUUGCAUUCAUUACACUUAGUCAACUUGUCUAGUCUGGUCUUCCAUGCAUCCACCCAGGUAUUUCACUUUUUCUUCUUACAGUGCGUGACGAUGUGUUGAACCCAAAGCUUGGGAAAAGGGAUCAACAAUGGGUUGUACUCAGGUGGGGGGGGGGGGGGGGGGGAUAGGGAGCAUCUCCCGUGUAAACUUGGUUUUUGUCGCAUUGCCUUCGUUGAUUCAACUAAAAAAUAAGGGAACGAAUCAUUUUCACAUGGUGCACUACAAUGUCCACCACUUGAUAUUCACAAAGAGAUAUUGAAUGGUUGACAAUGAUGACAGUGUUAUCACAUUAUUUAAGAAUUAUCGGGACUUGAACUCUGGAAUACUAUUGUAUUCUGCACAACAUAAUCUAACUGUCAACAAAAGUGGUAGGAGGUAUCCAUUUUAUUCAUCAAAAAUCGAAACAUUUGAUUUGAUGGUUGCGUAUUAUUGCAACUUACAUCGUGUGUAAGACGUGUGCCAACGGGGGAUUGGAUGAAUCACUUGCCUACCGUUGAAAAAAGUGUAGAUUCUGGAUCUCGUCGCAGUGACCGCUGCAACUUCGGUAAAACCGUCGUAGCAAGAUGUAUUCUUGCACUGACUCCUGAAUUACGCUUUAGAAGUCAGCAUCGAAAUUUAAGUUCCCACGUGUUCCCGCAGUAGUCUGGUCGAGGUUGGCCAUGACACCGCUUUUUUGAUAUUCUCCUACUCUCUUUUCGAAGAAGUUCGUCUUGCCCUCCAAACUUAUCAUGUCCAUCCCUAUGUACACCAAAAAAUGAUAGUAGCAAGAUAUGAGAAAAUGACCUUACAAAAAAACAGCGAACACUAGUACCAGAACAAACAAAACUUCAGAUCGUGGGAACGACGGAAAAAACUCACAAUCAAAGGGGUUCUUGCUUCCAAACAUGGGCCUAUAUCCCAAAUCUCCUAGGAGUCGAUCGGCAACAAACUCAAUAUACUGAGCCAUGAGGGAUUUGUUCAUCCCAAUCAAACUGACAGGAAGGGCAUCGCAAACAAACUCUUUUUCCACUUCCACUGCUUCUCCAAUGAGCUGAUGGAUAUCUUUCUCACUCAGCCUUCGUUCUAGCUUCGAGUAAAGCUGGCAAGCAAAAGAACAAUGAAGUCCUUCGUCUCGACUAAUUAGCUCGUUCGAAAAGGUUAAACCGGGCAUAAGGCCUCUCUUUUUCAGCCAGUAAAUGGAACAGAAUGCACCAGAAAAAAAGAUUCCCUCGACAGCAGCGAAGGCCACGAGCCGUUCAGCGAAGGAAGCGUCGGAUCCGAUGUACCGUUGGGCCCAUUUUGCCUUCUUUUCAACGCUUGGUACGCGAGUAUGCGCCGAAAAUAGGAGCUCUCUAUCUUUUGGGUUUGUAAUGUAUGUAUCAAUCAACAAACAGUAAGUUUCUUGAUGGAUGCUUUCCAUGGCCAUUUGAAAUCCAUAGAAGCAUCGUGCCUCGGGCACUGUAACAUCUCGACAGAAUCUUUCGGCCAAGUUUUCAACGACAAUCCCAUCAGCCCCCGCGAAGAAUGCCAGGACCAUGCUGAUGAAAUGCUUCUCGUUUUUCGUGAGGUUUUCUUGCCAGUCUGUCAAGUCUGCCGACAAAUCAAUUUCAUCGGCCGUCCAAAAGGAAGCUACAUGCUGUUUGUACAUGCUCCAUAGAUCUGGGUGUUCGAUGGGAAACAACGAAAAACGCGUUCCAUCAUCAUCCUGACGACAAAUUGGUUCUACAAAUCCGUCGGCAUAGGACAUGCUUUUUCUGGACCACGUAGAGGCGGCCUCGGCGGCGGCGGCAUUGAGAGCUAUAUUGUGCACCUUUUUAUUUUUUAAGGAAAUAUUCUCUGAUAUUUGUCCCUUUUCCGUUUUCAAACUUCCGCCCCUCAACGGUUGUAUAUCGUUAUUGUUAUUUGUAUCCCCUCCUCUAAUAUUCUUACUCAAAACAUUAUGCAACUUAAAAGAGUUUGCAUUCCUUCGAUCACGGCGAAAUCCGUAUUUUUCUUCAAGUCGGCUGCGAGAGGAUGGAUGAAAUGAGACACUCUUUUUGCUUGAAGCAGAGCUCGACUUUCCGCCCCAAGUAUGAGAUGAGUAGGAGACAUCCACCAAAAGUAGGACAAGAAGCAAUUGCAGCAUAUUCAAUGAUUGUAUACAAAAUGACAUAGUUCCCUUCGCCUAAUGAUUCCUUGCGUUUGGUAAGGGGAUACAAAGGUGCAAUCGGUUCAAACCAGCAAGUGGUGUGCUACAAUUGUCGCUGGUGUGUGUGAAUGUUGUGCCGAUGCUUCGAAAAACGAAGUAAAUCGUUUGCAUGCGAGCGAUAGAAUAAGAUGCGUUAUGAAGGCGCUGAUGGAGGUGCUGAUGGGUUUGAUACCAAGAAGGUUCUGCGGCCCUCGCAUUCUGUUGGCCACUGAUUGAUGUUCAAAGAACCGUUAGUUAACUCAGCUGUGAUGUGCUGUCAGUUUGACAGUAUUUCGGUCUUUUAGGGUAAUCGGGUGGUCGACGCCCCCUCUGUGGCAAGAAAGAGCUCUAAAACAAUGUGCGCUGCGCGUGCUAUAUCUGAGCUGGCGCGUGCAAUGGGGGGGAAAUUCCCUCAAAUGAGAUCAUGUCGAAACAAACAGACAUAAUUGUACCUCUGUGCACGGAACGUACUUAACGUACCGUAAAUACGUAAUCUUUUGUGUAAAUCGGUUCGUCCUGUAAGAGUACGUACGUACUUACCCGUAUGGCGAGUACGUUCGUAUUCGUAAGACUGCACUACCUACGUACCGUACCGAACUACGGGAUUGCCGUACAGUACAUUUCACCCGCUGAAAGUGUUAUGAGUCAUGAUUCAUGAUGCAUUUUUGAUUUUUGCUACCGCAACGAACAACGGUACGUAAAAUGGUACAGUACCGUAGGUACGUAGGGAUGUUUGUAUCUUCUCGAAUUUUCCUGGGUUAUGUGUCGGAUGUCAUCGUAUGGUACGUACGGCAUGAACAUACCUACGGUAUUUUCCUCAUGAUUUUCGUUUCUUCCGUUCCCCUUUCCAACUACGGUGCUACUUCGAGUACGUGCGCGUCGUAGAAGUACUCCUCGUACAACCCUGCCUCUCUGUGACACAGCUUUGUUAUUGUUGCUUCUUGUUGUUGUUGUUGAUUUAGACAUUCCAUUCAAAGCACUAAUAGGAAGGGCGAUUAGUAAAUCCAUUGGCUAAGU
Messenger RNA from Pseudo-nitzschia multistriata, 4532 nucleotides. The record is from the annotation of a GenBank genome assembly. Lineage: Eukaryota; Bacillariophyta; Bacillariophyceae; Bacillariales; Bacillariaceae.